UACCAAUCCCUCUUUCACUUCCUCCUCCACCACCAUGCCAACCAGCUCCAAUUUCUCUCCCUCCUCCGCUUCCUCUUCCACCACCAUGUCUCCCAGCUCAAUUUCCACAACCUCUUCCACCACCAUGUCUUCCAUUUCCACAACCUCUUCCACCACCAUGUCUUCCAGCUCCACUUCCUCUUCCACCACCAUGUCUUCCAGAUCCAAUUCCUCUCCCUCCUCCAUUACCUCUUCCACCACCGUGUCCCCAAUCUCCGGGCUUGUUAGCUGCGCUUUUACCGCUCUUACCAUUGUUAGCUACUCCACCACCAUGUACCCCGGCUUCACCACCACUUCUUCUUCCACCAUCGUGUCCUCUACCUCCGGGUUUGUUAGCUUCGCUCUUACCAUUGCUAGCUGCUCCACAGCCAUAUCCAUCCCCUUGCAAAUAAUUGUGACAUUUGGGCUGAUAGAAUUAUUAUGUACGAUCGAUUUACUAUUAAUUAAUAUCAACAUAUCUUCUCAUUGGCAUAGCAAAAACUAAUAAUUAUUCACUAAUUUAAUUAAGUAUUCUAUUACAGAUACUUUUUUUUUUACUAUUAUUAAAAUACAUUCAAUUAUAUUAAAUUAAUUUUAAAAAAAAAAAUGAAUUUUUCAUAUUGUAAACAAUUAUUUGAUCCCUUGUAACCUUGACAAGUUUUAAUGUAAAAUCUCUGUGUUGAUGACAAUAUAAAAACUACAUACUAGGCUGGUUGAGUAAAGAAUUAAAACUUAAUGGAUAGACAAUCAAAGUCUCAUUUGAUUCUUAAGUGAGAAGCUUAAAUUUCAGAGGGUGAUCCAGACCCCAUAGCCCCCUCUGAUUAUAUGCCUGACCUACGCCGUUACACAAAAAAUAGUUUCCCCUAACAUUCCCAUGCAUCCAUGAUUCUAGACCACUCCGGUAUAAUUAGUCACGCUAUAAUUGACAAUUGUUAUGUAUCAUUAUGAGCCACAAUCGAUUACCAAAACAUGGCUUCUAUUUUAGGCCUUAAUAAUAGUCACUUCUAUAUUCUCGAAUUUUGUGGUAGUGAAUUCUGCAAUUUCCGUCAUUUAUUAAUAUUCUGUCUUGCUCCACUUUCUAAAAUAUGCAAUUUAAAAAUUUCUCUCACUUCUAUCCACGAUAAUUUUUCAGAUACUAAUGCUCUUUACUCUAAAAAUUAUAUUAUCCUGAUAAAAAAUAUUAUUAAAUACAUUCUUCGAUCAGGUUCUAAAAUUUAACUAUUAUGAACUUUACAUACUUUAUUCUGAUUAUAAUUUUUUCUGUUUUUAUUUUUUUAUAAUGAGAAAUUUUGUUUUUUAUUUCUUAUAUCGAUUAUUAUACUCUGUUUAAUUGUCGAAAUAUAACAAUAGCUUAUAUUAAAGCUUCAAUAAAAAAAAUAUAUACAUCUAUAUAUUACAAUAAAAUUAUACAUUUGUGUACAUUAGGUAAUAAAAAAUAUAUUGUAAAAAUACAAAGUUACAUUCAAUUAUAUAUUAUAAUUUUUUUUUCGUUGACUGCCAAUGUACCUUGUAAGGUAAAACCUUAUAACCUUAAGAUAUUCCUUAAGUUCCUAGUUCUUUAAAACUUAAUAAUCUAAGAAAUGCAUUAAUAAUAUUAAUAAUAAGAUAAAUAUUUCAUACAUAUUCUUUCCUUUAGUAGAUUUAAUUCAAUAACUAAAUUAAAAUUAUUUCUUAAAGGAAAUCAUUAAUUGAUUUUUAUUUUUAGUUAAAUUAAAAAUUAUCCAAAACUUUAACUCGUUACUUAACUUUUUACUUUUUAACUUGUUACUGGCAAAUUUCAUCAAUUUGUACAAUACGUACAGCCUACGCGUUAUACUACAAUAUUAUUAUAAUAAAAAUUAAUAAUUAGUGAAUAUAAGUAAAAUAUACAUGUGAGUUACCUAGUGAAUAAAUUUGUAAAAGUGUGUAUUCAUUUUUUAAGUGAAGAAAUCAUAGGUUUUUUUAUUUUAUAAAAUCACCCAACUGUCUAAAUAUAUUUAUCUAAAAAAAAAAAUAAAAUAAUGAUCAUCCUUAUCAGCAAGGUAAUCUAUAAAUACUAAAAAUAAGAAUACUAAUCAUAGUAUUUAUUUUUUUUAACUUUUUUUUACUAUAUCGUUAUCAUCAAACCAAACCUUAAACCAAAAAAAUAAUAAGAUUUUCAAAUCUUAGUAAAAUGUAUAGCUUUUUCGGUACACACUAGAUCUAAAAUUCAUAAACACUUAACAAAAAUCUGAUACCUACUUAUAGUUUUUAAGAUUUACUGCUAAUUAAAUAUUUGAUAAAAGCAAUACAAACUAUGAAGUAGGAUACGUAUAAAAUUUCAAAUUUUAUCGGAGGUAAUAACUACUAAACUCCAUCCCUACUUACGCUAUUAUCUAUGACUGUAACCAUCGUCCUCUGAAAUACUAAAAACAAAAAAUAUUAUUUUAUUUCCUAAUUACAACCAAAUCAACUAAAUUAAGGAUAUAAUUCACGUGUGCGCCACUCUCUAGAUGCUGAAUUUUGAGAUAAAAGUAGACUGCGAUCUUUUUCUUAUUUUCGAAAUCAAAACAAACUAACAAUAAAUUUCAAAUUGAUAUGUGAGAUAAUAUAUAUUUUUAAAUAAUAAUACUAAAAAUAUAUAAAAAACAUAUUUAUAUUCUUAUUAGCUAGGCAACCAAACUAACUUCAUAAUCAUUAUCCUCUCUCCAUUAUAGGCGCAUAUAGGUGAAAAUAUUGAAAGGACAGAAGUACAAAAAAAAUUAAAUACGAAUUAGUCAUUUUAGCACAAGAAUAAUGAGUUGCAUCCGAAUUUUGGGUAAAAAAAAUAACAAUAUAACAACCAUGUAUCCAUUUACGAAGUAUGUCCGCCUUUUUAAUUUUAACAGUUUGAUUUACAAUUUUUUGUUACACAAUAUUAAAAUAUUUUAUAAACUUAGUUUUGAAACUAUAAAACCACACAUGAAACUCGAUGACUGCUGCCAAAAUAAAAAAAGACGUACAUACUUCGCACGUGGAUGCAGCCACUGUUGUAGAUGGGAAGUUGGAAAGGUAGGAUACACAAAGGAAUUUAAUGUAUAUCUGUAAACAACGAUAAACCAUUGCUAACGAAAAAGCGAUUCUGAGUUGAGUUCAGAUAAUGGUGAUACUUUGGCAACAUUACAUAUGCCAUAUUAUGGUAAAAUAAUUAUAUACUUAUUAUAUAUUUUCUUCAACAACAUUUGUUUAAUAUUGUGCCAAUUUUCUCGUUUUUCCUAAGUUUUUUUUAGGUUUUUCACAUUUGUUGAGAAAACUCCUGGGAAAAUCGACAAUUAAUUAAAAGUAUCUCUUAAAAGUAUCUUCGCAAUCCGAUUUUAGAAAAAGUGCUACAUCGAAUACAUUGGAGUAAGCUUUUUGGUAGGAAAGUUGCGCACAGUUAAACAGAUAUAGAACAAAUAAACAUCUUUGUAAAACCAUAGGCUUCUUCGAUCUACUGAGAAUCUAAAACUGUGUGCGUAACUCGAACUGGAUUAUGAUUUUAUCACUAAAUACGAAACAUCAAAUUAAAGAUUUCGAUAUAGUUUGCACUUUUGAAAUAGGGGGUCCUCUUUUUCGGGCCUGGCAUUUUGAUCCCGUGCUAAACAUCAACUAUUAGUUAAUUUCAACAAUAAAUUAUGUGCCACGAAUAUUCAUGAGAUUAGUUAAUUUAUUGAUUUUACAAUGUUAGCGAUAAUAUUAUAUGUACAAAUAAUCUCAGAAUUUAAACGAACAUUGUUGAUAGAUACUCGUAAAAUUGAAUGUCCAAUGUCAUGAUUAGACAACGGCCAAGGCCAUCGCAGUUAUUUUGCACUGCUAAUCAUUAAUAUUGUUAGAGCAGGUAAUACGAUUUACUCAUAUUGUAUAUUAUAACUAGAAACAAAAUUAUGCGGAACAAUGUUUAAUUUAUCUGUUAACUUACUGAUAUCGUAUCAGAAAAAUUAUACAUUUUUGUUUAAACUGAAAAAAUUGAUACAUAACAAAUAAGUAAAUCUUUUUAAGAUACCUAAACCAAAGCAACUAUAGGUAUCUAAAAAAUACUCAAAUUUGAUAUCUACAAAAAAACGGUGAUAAUUCGUAAAUAUUCAGUUCACAAACUGUUUAAACUUUUUAUUGAACCAAUUAUGAGUUCUAAAAUUAGGUAUAAGCAUCUAAAUAAAUUAUGUCUAGAGACG
Messenger RNA from Cinara cedri, 4166 nucleotides. The record is from the annotation of a GenBank genome assembly. Lineage: Eukaryota; Metazoa; Arthropoda; Insecta; Hemiptera; Aphididae.